Molecule: messenger RNA, 951 nt
Organism: Rhipicephalus sanguineus (brown dog tick)
Lineage: Eukaryota; Metazoa; Arthropoda; Arachnida; Ixodida; Ixodidae
Exons: 1
Coding region: 1-951 (316 amino acids)
Biological process (GO): DNA integration
Molecular function (GO): nucleic acid binding
Source: RefSeq, a predicted model, not a curated record
AUGCUGCCCUCAACCACUCCAAGUCGGCCCUGGGAAGAGGUCGGCAUCGAUCUUUUUCAUCUCAACGGCCAUGACUUUGUUCUUCUGGUGGAUUACCGGUCACGCUUCCCGGAAGUCAUCAGUCUACGUUCAACCACAGCACUUGCGGUCAUCAACGCCAUCAAGAGCGUUUUCGCACGCCAUGGGAUUCCGAGACUAGUGCGCAACGACAACGGUCCUCACUUUGCUGCGAAAGAGUUCUCCGCCUUCGCCAAGUCCUACGGCUUCUGCCACGUCACCAGCAGCCCCCAUUUUCCACAGUCGAAUGGGGAGGUGGAACGGACGGUGAGGACAGUCAAAGACCUGCUGCGGAAGGCGGACGAUCCCUACCUGGCACUUUUAGCAUACUGGUACACACCUGGGGUAAAUGGAGUGAGUCCAGCUCAGCUGCUCAUGGGUAGGCGCCUACAGACCAGGCUGCCGAAAACGUCGCACCUGCUGGAGCCAGCCUGGCCCCCUUCUUUCACAAUCACUCAACCUGACCAAGACAACCGGAGGCGCCAAGCGUCAGACUUCAACCGAAGGCAUGCAGCUCACACCUUGCGGCCUCUUCAGGCCGGAGAGUGGGUCUGGGUGCAGGAUGUCAACUCUCCAGCAACCGUCUUAGGGCCAGCUCAACGCCCGCGCUCCUACGUGGAGGAGACUCCGACGGGUGUACUUGAGCGUAACCGGAUGCACCUGGUGCCAACGACAGGAACCCCCAGUGCCAACACACCUGGAACCCCGGUGGCGGAUCAGCCCGAGACGACUACAACACCUGGAACUGACCAAGCAGCACAAGACCAGCAAACCGCGUCGCCUCGGGAAAGCACAUGCACUGCAGAGGAACUUCAGGGUUCUGCUUAUACGCAACGCGUCUCACGGUCGCGGUAUGGCAGGAGGAUCCGCAGGCCGAAGAGACUCGACCUGUGA